AUGCAUCAAAUUUCAAAUUCACAACUAUUUCGAACGGUGCCUGUAAGUGUAGAUGGUUACGUUUGUCAUGAAUGUGGACCUUCAGACAAAUGUGCAACCGACCCAGACAGAAAUGAAAAUUGUUAUAACUCUUACUGUGAAACUAUUGCAAAUGAAACUGGAAUUAGCCGAAAAUGCGGCUUCUGGCAUGAUAUAUAUGAUCGCGAAAUAGAUACAGACUAUCUCUACCGUUGUGUUGGUCCUGAUUUUUGCAAUGACAAAAAGUAUGAAAAAGAGCAUUGCUACAGCACCACAUAUGAUUCGGAUAAUUGGAAACCGCCGAGUGAACAAUCACGGAUAGCAUGUGCAUUUAAAACACUUCGAAAGAAAGGAUGCUACCACUUGGAAGAAUAUAAUACCGUCAAAAAGGGAUGUAUGACUGAUUUAAAUCAACAAAAUCAAACAAAAUGUGAACAAAGUAACGAUUGCGAAAUUUGUCACGGAAAAGAUUGUAAUUCGAAAGUGGUCCGUCAUCGCCUUUGUUAUCAUUGCACUGAUGCUUCUAAAACCAAUUGUGCCGAACCGACAGAAGUGCAUGAUACCGUGAAUAUUUCAAAUUUUUCGUAUUCAUGUUUAGUUGGAAUUGACCAAAAUGGGCUAACGCAUCGAUUGUGGAAAACAAAUAAGACGCAUGACAACAAUUUAUUUCCGAAUGGAUUCGAAACUUGCGAUCGUAAUUCCUGCAACAAUAUGGUCUACCCAAGUGGUCGUCUGAAGUGUUUUCAGUGUCAAGGAGAUUCUGAUUGCAAUGAUGUUGAACAGAAAUUGAAUCCGAAAGUGUGUAGGAUUUAUUCCAGCAAAGAUCAAUGCUACACUUAUUUCGCUGAAGGAAAACAUUUUCGUGGCUGUUGGAGCGAUCAAACCGAGAGUCAAAUGUCGUGUGAACAAAACGAAUCAAAGUGCAUAAAAUGUGAAGGAGACGGCUGUAAUACAGCAACGCAAGCGCCUACACAAGCACCUACCACACAAUUACCUACUACAGAAGUGCCCACCACGCAAGCACCGAGCACGGAAUUACCUACCACUCAAGAAUCUACCACAGAAGUUCCAACCACGCAAGCACCGAGCACGGAAUUACCAACCACAGAAGUACCUACUACGCAAGUACCUACAACACAAGCAACUACAAAACCACCAAUUAAACCACCAUCCACAAAACCCCCACCCAUCAAACCAUCCAGAGAAGAACUAAAAUGGAAAUUUUUCAUUUUUCUUGGAAUGUUAUUGUUAUUAUUAUCAGUAUUAUUGUAUUUUAUUUUACCAAGAAGACGAAAUUACAAUUAA
Molecule: messenger RNA, 1323 nt
Organism: Contarinia nasturtii (swede midge)
Lineage: Eukaryota; Metazoa; Arthropoda; Insecta; Diptera; Cecidomyiidae
Exons: 3
Coding region: 1-1323 (440 amino acids)
Source: RefSeq, a predicted model, not a curated record